AUGGCCCGUAUGAAACAGGGGGUCUUCUCCUGGGAGGAUGUGCUGGUCCAGCGGUAUCAGAGCAACAAACCCACUCCUCUCCCCCGCCACCAAACAAUAGCAAUCCCCUCACCCCAACUCCAAAGCCGACUCCUCACCCGGUUAUCACCGGAGCUUCGGUUAAUGAUCUGGGAAUUUGUCCUGGCCGACCAAAGAAUCCACAUCAUCCAAUGCAGCAAGCAACGACUCGGACACGUGGUGUGUCCCUGUGCGCUCGAGCCCAGGUCUUCAUUGCCAAAACGCCACACUCGCCAGAACAGCAAUUUAUGUGAGAUCUGCCAUGGCACGGGCAUCUCCCAGCCGGCCAAAGAGGCCGAUCUCCUCCGCUGGAAUAAGGUUAAGCUACUGGGUCUGGCGUUGACUUGUCGGCAGAUAUACCACGAAUCAAUCCCCCUCCUCUACACCCUCCCAACCCUAGAAUUCAGUAACCCCUGGACCCUCCCAUACUUCCUACCAACAAUCCCACCCUCCCACCGCGACCGCAUCCGCACAAUCGAGCUACGCUGGUCCUUCCCAGGCCACUGGCUCCCGAGCAAAGACUCCGUGCGCGCGGUAUACGUGUCCGCAGGACGGACACAGUGGACAGAGACGUGUCGUGCAGUCUCGCAGCUGAAAUCACUACGGUCAUUCGUGCUCGUGCUUGAGAGCAAUUGGUUCAGCGAACCUGUUGAGAAAUUGGCUGCGUUUUUGGAGCCUUUGAGCGGGGUUGUUGUGAGGUCUGGAUUGAGACAGGGUUGGGAUUGGGAUCGGGAUCGGGAUCGUGGUGGCAAGAAGGAUGAUGAUGUAGAUGUGGAUGUAGAUGUGGAGCUUGGGUUUAGUGAUGGGUUCAGUUCCGAUGAGGACUCUUGUAAGAGCUUGGGGUCGGAUUCUGGGUCGUUUUCUUCUGUUGGGGUUUAUGACUCGAAUGCUAUGACUACGGCUAUGGCUUCUGGGUCUCGGGGGAGUUGGGAGUUGAGACUUCAGGGUCAGUGUUAUUAUUUGCAUGAAUUGGAUCGUAUAGGGGUGGAUCUUCGGCGGAGGGGUAUCGAUUGCUGGAUAUCAGCGGUGUGA
Penicillium crustosum is the source of this 1089-nucleotide messenger RNA. RefSeq lists its product as uncharacterized. Bases 1 to 1089 code for a protein of 362 amino acids. The transcript is spliced from 3 exons. The record is from RefSeq and is a predicted model, not a curated record. NCBI's taxonomy places the organism in Eukaryota, Fungi, Ascomycota, Eurotiomycetes, Eurotiales, Aspergillaceae.